This is a messenger RNA of Lottia gigantea (owl limpet), 1797 nucleotides long. RefSeq lists its product as hypothetical. Gene Ontology annotation, cellular component: membrane. Gene Ontology annotation, molecular function: symporter activity. Gene Ontology annotation, biological process: transmembrane transport; sodium ion transport. Lineage: Eukaryota; Metazoa; Mollusca; Gastropoda; Lottiidae. The record is from RefSeq and is a predicted model, not a curated record. The coding region runs from base 1 to 1797 and encodes 598 amino acids. The transcript is spliced from 14 exons.
AUGGGAGAAAGGCUUUACAGUUACCAAAGCGGAGAGAAACAUACAUUUACAUGGGUAGAUUAUCUGCUGUUCGUGCUUAUGCUACUAGUAUCGGCUGUAAUUGGAAUCUUUUAUGCCAUUAAAGACAGAAAGAAAAAUACAACCAAAGACUUUUUAUUAGCUGGAGGAAAUAUGUCUCUGUUUCCCGUCGCUCUGUCUCUGUUGGCAAGUUUUAUGUCAGCUAUAACGUUAUUAGGUACACCAGCAGAGAUGUACAACUAUACAACGAUGUAUUGGUGGAUCGGGCUAUCAUAUGUUUUUGCCAUUUUUGCAUCAGCUCAUAUCUAUAUACCUAUCUUUUAUCGUCUGAAUAUAACCAGCGCCUUCGAGUAUUUAGAACAGAGAUUCGGUCGAGUAGCUCGUAUAACAGGAGCUUGUACUUAUAUUAUUCAGAUGAGUAUCUAUAUGGCUAUAGUUUUGUAUGCUCCAUCAUUAGCUCUAAACGCUGUAACUGGUGUAGAUCUAUGGGGAUUGAUUUGGUCUGUAGGAUGUGUCUGUAUAUUUUACACCACCAUUGGUGGAAUGAAAGCUGUAUUGUGGACGGAUUCAUUUCAAACUGCUAUGAUGUUAGCUGGAUUAUUAGCUAUAUUGAUACAAGGUAGCAUUGAAGCUGGAGGAUUUGCUGCGGCUUGGGAUCUCAAUAUUGAUCGUGAUCGCGUCGAAUUCUUAGAUUUUAGUGUUGAUCCAGCAGUAAGACAUAGUGUAUGGUCAUUAGCUAUCGGUGGUAUAUUUACAUGGACUUAUGUUUAUGGUACAAAUCAAGCACAGAUACAAAGAGCUAUAACAUGUCCUUCACUUAAUAAAGCCCGAAUAGCUAUAUGGUUAAAUUUACCUGGUUUAUGGGUUGUACUAUAUCUUUCAUGUUUGAUUGGAACUGUAUUAUUUGCUUUCUACCGUAAUUGUGACCCUUUAACCUUUAAACUCAUUACAGCAUCGGAUCAGUUAUUACCCCUGUUUGUUAUGGAUGUGCUGGGACAUAUAAAAGGUAUUCCUGGCCUGUUUGUCGCCUGUAUCUUCAGUGGUGCUUUAAGUACUAUAUCAUCUGGAUUAAACUCAAUAUCAGCUGUUAUCCUUCAAGAUAUAGUUAAAACAUAUUGUGUCAAAGAUAUUUCAGAGGCGAAAGCCACUUGGAUUACGAAAGGCAUAUCAUUUGGUUUUGGAUUUCUGAUGAUAGGAUUAACAUAUGUAGCUUCAUUACUUGGUGGAGUUUUACAGGCUGCUAUGGGAUUAUAUGGUAUGAUAGGUGGACCUAUUAUGGGUUUAUUCACACUUGGCAUGUUGUUUCCAUGGGCAAAUCAGAAGGGAGCUGUUACGGGAUUGUUUACCGGUUUAAUAUUAUUAUUUUGGAUUGGUAUUGGAUAUCAUGUACAUAAACCACAUGUGGCGACAAAAUCCUUAAUCAGUAUUGUCGACUGUAAUUGGAACUUAACAACCACUAUGAGUCCAGUGACCCAGUCUUUAAACGACACAUUACAACAAGUAUACGCAACUAACGUGCUAGACAGACUGUAUUCCCUAUCAUACAUGUGGUAUACAGCUACAGCAGUAGCUACAACUGUUGGUGUUGGUCUCUUGGUCAGUUUUAUCACAGGUCACACCAAGCCCGAAACACUGAAUCCGAAGCUUAUUUGUCCAAUUUUUGAUAUUAUGUUUCCGUGUUUACCAGAAAAGAUUUUAAAACCUCUUCGAUUUGGAAUUGACUACACUGGUCUUGUAAGUAAAUAUAUUACAGUUUUGCGAGUAAAUAACUUUCAAUAA